UAUGAAUCUCAACGCUCAACUCUAUCCCCUCCCAUUCCAACAUAUUAUUUAGUCGUGAUAGUGAUAAUGACCUCCGAUAUUGAGCUUUUUGAUGCGGAUAGAUUUGCUGUGAAAUCAAGAGAUGAUGGCUACUACCCGGUUAUCCUCAACCUCCAGAUCGUGCCGAGGGAGGAGUGGGGGGCUUUGCCCCCUCGGACCCUUGGGGAGGCCCAGGGAGGGAUCGUGGGCAACAUCGUCGCUACACUCAACACUGAUACAACCCCCUGCGUAAACCCUGAGGAGUGCGAGAGAACUGUGCGGGAGAUUCAGAGAAAACAGCUGCAACAGGGAUACAGCGAUAUACAGUACAAUUUUCUGGUUGGUUGUGACGGGAGGGUGUACGAGGGAAGAGGGUGGUACUGCAAGUCUUGCCCUAAGUUGGAGACUCCAAAGGGUUUAAAUACAGAAAAGGCGAGGCUGGACAUUGCCUACAUUGGGGACUGGAGAAAUGAUUUGAACCCAGCCUUCUCAAUGCUGGAUCCUACUUUCACUUUAUUCAUGUUUGGUAUGCAAGGCAAUUAUAUAGAGGCUAAAUACAGAUUUUUUGAGUUGGACAAAAGAUAUGUGAAGCCAGAAAAAGAACCAGAGAUCAAUGAUUUUCAAUGAUUCUCAAACUACCGACGAGGCAAGAGUCACAUACCUGCAGUGAUUCAUAGAACUAAACGUUGAUGUGCAAGAGUUUAAAGGUGAUAAAAGUCAGUUUCAAGUGAUUGGACCAGAUUAAUCUACAAUUAUUUUACACAUUCCUCUUGAUAUUAUGAGUUAUAUACCAUCUAUGAAAUCUUGUGGAUUGAGGGUGAAAUUAUUAAAAACUAGGGAUAUAAAAAACAUAUUUUACUAAAACAAUUAAAAUAUAUUUUGUUAAAGGCUUGGUUGAAAUGCUUUUCACUAAGUCCAGCAAAGUUCUUAGUUUUUUUUUUUUAUGUAAUAGGUGAGUGAGGAUAGAAUUUUAUAGCUAAAUUAUUAACUAAAUUAGGACUAAAUUAUUAACAUAUUGUUGUUUUUGAAAUUUUAGUCAAAUAUUUUUUAGUCAAAUAUUUUGUAUAGUUUAAGCUAUUGAAAUUCUAUUUAACAUA
Macrosteles quadrilineatus (aster leafhopper) is the source of this 1115-nucleotide messenger RNA. RefSeq names its product peptidoglycan-recognition protein SB2-like. The transcript has 4 exons. Gene Ontology annotation, biological process: peptidoglycan catabolic process. Gene Ontology annotation, molecular function: zinc ion binding; N-acetylmuramoyl-L-alanine amidase activity. Bases 67 to 645 code for a protein of 192 amino acids. The record is from RefSeq and is a predicted model, not a curated record. Lineage: Eukaryota; Metazoa; Arthropoda; Insecta; Hemiptera; Cicadellidae.